Populus euphratica (Euphrates poplar) is the source of this 1093-nucleotide messenger RNA. RefSeq lists its product as uncharacterized. The record is from RefSeq and is a predicted model, not a curated record. Lineage: Eukaryota; Viridiplantae; Streptophyta; Magnoliopsida; Malpighiales; Salicaceae. The coding region runs from base 183 to 935 and encodes 250 amino acids. The transcript has a single exon.
UUCCCUCUCUUGCACAGUAGCUGUGCAUGUAGAAUUCAUUUCCAAUCUCCCUUUGGCACUGUUCUAUUUUGUUGCAAUUUGAUAGGCUUUCAUUCUCCUCUAGAUAGCUUACCAUCAAAACAGAAAUUGUUGUUUUCCUUGAAAAAUCUUGCUGUGCUAGCUUUCUUGAAGAAUUUCAAGUAAUGGCUAAUGAAUUAUGCUUGGAUGAUUCUUGUGCGGGUCCCAGAAUCUCCUUUUCUCGUGAUUUUUCCGAGAGAGGCAUUGUGCCGAUAGAACAGCGCCCUCCCCAAUCAAGUUCAUUGAAUUCAGAUUUUUGCUUUCACAACGACACCAUCAAUCUAGAAUCUCCACUGGCAGACGAACUAUUCCUGAAUGGGAAGAUCGUCCCUGUUGAAAUCAAGAAAAUUAUUCCUCCCUUGACACAUGCACAAGAACAACCUGUAUGUCCAACUCCACAACCACAGGUAUGUCUUGAUGCUACCUUAACUGGAAAGGAUUCAAGUCAUGAGAGCUUGAAUGUAAUCAAGAUCAACACAAGCAAAGGAAACAGCAUUGAUCAAGAAUUUUCAUCCUUGAGGGAACCUUUCCUUAAUCGGGAAAUCAUUAUUCCUCUCAAAUUCAAGAAAAAGAAAAACAUUUCACCACCAUUUUCACUACUAGGUGCAUUUCUUGAUGCUGCUGAUGAAAACGAUGAAGAUACUAACAAAGGUUCAAAUCGUUGGAUGAUCAAGAAUGCAAGAAACAAACCGGACGGCCACGAGAAACAAAACUCGAAACAAUCUUCACGUUUCAAGAGGCGCAGUAGCUGGAGUCGUGCUAGCAUAUGUGGAGGGAUCUCAUGUCCUUUUCCAUUCUUUUGUCGAAGCAACUCUGAUGUAUAUGUACCAAAUGAGAAGGGAAUACCAUUGUCAUCAAAAAGAUUCUCACAAUCGUAACAUGAAUUCACAGAACUGGAACAAGUUGCGGCGUCUUUCUCCUCCAUACAGCUGGUAGAUCAUUUAAUGUGAUGAAUCAUUGAAGAAGAAACGAAUUCUCAUUUCCACCUUCUUCUCUUACUUUAUAUUUCAUUUCAUUACAAUUUACUAGGCAUGUA